AUGGCUGUAUUGAAGAAGCAGCACAAGGCCCCAAAGAUAGAUCAAUUCAGGGUAUGCUUUCGAUGUCUGGGCCCUGAGUUUGAUUGUUUUGUUCGUGAUUUGAUUGAGUUUGCUAUGAUAAAGAGAGCUCAUAAGCUUGAGUUAGACUUUGCACUCGGUAAUGGUGAUGAUCCAAUUUUGGGAUCCAAGUACAGUUUUCCAGAAAAACUAUGUCAAAAACACAUCGGGUUUGAGUCCCUUCAAGUGCUUGAAUUUAAGUCUGUUAAUGUGAGAGGAGGAGUUAUCGAGCGGUUGUUGUCAAAUUGUCCUGUUCUUGAAAGAUUAAGUGUGUAUAACUCCCCGGCUUUGCAUGGUUUGAGAGUUUUUGGCCGUGCAUCACUCCCAUUGAAGUGCUUAGUAAUACGACAAUGCCAUUUGGUUGGAAGAAUAGAGAUUGAUAGUGCCACGAACCUUGUUUCUCUACAUAUUGAGAGAGCUUUCGAAACUAACUUGGUUUUGAGGAAUGUACCAAAACUUGUUGAGGUAUCCAUGAUCGAUUGGUGCAACUAUUGCACCAAAAUUAAUGUCAUCGACCAGGUUUCUUGUUGUCUUUCCCAGCUAGAAAUUCUCAGAGUCGGUAGAAUUGUAGAGGUUUCCAAGAUUGGUGAAGUAAUUCCUAAUCCUAUAUUAACAAAUCUCAAGCAUUUGCAUUUACAAGUUGAUAUUCGCUGCAAAUAUGUUUUUCUUGACUUAAAUUCAAUUGUGGAAGCAGUUCCUUACCUGCAGAGACUUGUGUUUAUGUUGUCAUAUGUGUUUUCCUUCGAUGGGUGGGAAUAUUAUGGAAAGCAUAGAAAAGCUGCAAAUUGGUGCUAUAAUAAUAACCACAAGGUAGUGGAAAUAUUUGGCUAUGCUGGUCACAAAAGAGCUGAUGAAUUUAUCAUGAAUGUUAUAGAAAAUAUUGGUACACUGGAGAAAAUCAUUAUCAUCCCUCACGAUUGGUGCCCUUUUCGCGUAGCUGAUACCAUAGAAGAGUGCAUUAAGUAUGCCAGAGUUCACACCAGGAAAGAGCUCAAACCAAAAGUUCCUUCAACUAUAGCAUUUAUAUUAUUAUGA
Ziziphus jujuba (common jujube) is the source of this 1092-nucleotide messenger RNA. RefSeq lists its product as uncharacterized. Lineage: Eukaryota; Viridiplantae; Streptophyta; Magnoliopsida; Rosales; Rhamnaceae. The coding region runs from base 1 to 1092 and encodes 363 amino acids. The transcript is spliced from 4 exons. The record is from RefSeq and is a predicted model, not a curated record.